AUGAGGGCUCAAUCUUUGCUCAUGGCGGUAGUGUUGAUGUACUCUCUAGCGAGCUGCCUUCCGCGUGUUGACAAUGAGGUUCGCGACGUGGACUCGGUCGCUCAAGUUGAUGUAGCCGAUGAAGAAUCAAACUUGCCAACUUCGGGUGCUAGUUCCUCUCCGUCAAGAGGUGGCGGAGGUGACUCUGGAGGUGGCCAAAGACUGGGCGGAAAAUCAGGAGGGGGUCAAACACAAUGCGGUAGUCAGGCACCGGCGAGCAACAAUCCUCCUGCUAAAGCGCCACAAAUCCACCCACCACCGUAA
Messenger RNA from Hyaloscypha bicolor E, 303 nucleotides. RefSeq lists its product as uncharacterized. The transcript has 2 exons. The coding region runs from base 1 to 303 and encodes 100 amino acids. Lineage: Eukaryota; Fungi; Ascomycota; Leotiomycetes; Helotiales; Hyaloscyphaceae. The record is from RefSeq and is a predicted model, not a curated record.